AUGCAUCUCCUCGGCUGCCUCCUCGUAUGUCAGGUGCAUUGGAUAUGGCCUAAGAAAGCGAUUGAUUCGUAUGCGAAGAAGAUCGAGGAAUUGAGCAGCUCUUCCUACUCGGGGAACGAAGACGCAAGGAACGCGAUUCGUCUGAGCUUGUUCCUGCGUGGACUGAAACCAGAAAUCCGGAAAGAGAUUCGCCGUCAGACUCCGGAAAACAUUGAAGAAGCAGUUCGAGCCGCCAGGAAUCUGGAAAACAUCAUGACCCUCGAGUCAGCCGAACAGGGUAACAUUGUCGCCGCAGUCCAACAAUUGAAGGAAACAUUCCGUCAUUGGAAUAGAAAUCGUGAUGGACUCCAGGAUCACAGCAAUCGAAGACACUACUCCCCUCGCCGAUACAACAACCACCAUGUUUGA
Caenorhabditis remanei is the source of this 408-nucleotide messenger RNA. RefSeq lists its product as uncharacterized. The coding region runs from base 1 to 408 and encodes 135 amino acids. The record is from RefSeq and is a predicted model, not a curated record. The transcript is spliced from 2 exons. Lineage: Eukaryota; Metazoa; Nematoda; Chromadorea; Rhabditida; Rhabditidae.